UCUUGCGUACUGUUUUGGUUUAUACUUAGAAUGAAAGGUAGUGUAAGAGUAAAGUAGGUAUUGUAUAGAUAAUUGCUUUACUUUAUUCAGUUUUGAUAGGUCCAAGUAUACUAUCCGCUUCAUUAUUAACGCAAUUUAUCCUGGAGAUUAAAAAAUUGACAUCUGUACAGGUAUAAUGUUAAAAUUGUUAGAUAUUGGUGUAAGGUGUAAAUUUUAUUGUCGUUGUAGGUUGGGCGUCCUAGUAACAUGCCUCAGGCAGCUCCUAUUAUUGAACAGAUCAUGGAAGAAGCAAAAACAUAUAAUCGCAUAUAUGUAGCAUCUGUUCAUCAAGAUCUUACUGAACAGGAUAUUCAGAGUGUUUUUGAAGCCUUUGGAAAAAUAAAAAUGUGUAAAUUACAAAGUGGGGGAAUACCUGGGAAACAUAAAGGCUAUGGAUUUAUAGAAUAUGAAAAUUAUCAGUCAGCACAGGAUGCUAUAUCAUCAAUGAAUUUGUUUGAUUUGGGUGGGCAGUACUUAAGGGUUGGAAGGGCUAUAACACCGCCAAAUGCCUUGCAGGCCCCAACUACAGCAAGCACGAUGCCUACAGCAGCGGCUGUUGCAGCAGCUGCUGCAACAGCUAAAAUUCAGGCUAUGGAUGCUGUUGCUAGCAAUGCAAUUGCCCUAGGUUUGGGUACCCCUGCAGCAGUAGCUCCAGUGGUUACGGCUACUGCAACAGAAACUGCAGCACUAAGUCCUGUAAUACCCCCACCUGGCCUUGCAAUUCCUGCUAUAGGAACUCCUGGACUUGUUACUCCAUCCAUUUUGCCUCAGCCUGUUCUAGCUGCAAAUGCACCUGGCAUAAUAACAGGUGUGACUCCAGUACGUCCACCUAUCAUUAUUCCGCCUCCUGGAAUAGUUACUUUGCCUAUAGUGACUCCACCUUUAGGUGUACCUGUAACUGUUGUUAAAACAGAAGUCAAUUCACCAAGUCCUAAAGUUGCAGUCCCACCACCAGUAAUUAGUGAUGCAUCAAAGACUACUGUACCUGUCGCUUCAGCUGCACCUCCUGCAUCUACAGCUGACACAAUUACUAGUGAUGCCCAAAAGCAGAAGCUCGAAGAAUUGGAGAAGAAACUUGCUGAAGAGCAAGAGCCACAAACGCUGCAGCAGCAGGAAAAUAUGAUGAUUAAAGGAACAAAUGCAAGGCAUAUUUUAAUGCAAAAACUCAUGAGACGAACAGAAUCCUCGGUUAUUGUUCUGCGUAACAUGGUUGGUGUAGAAGACUUAGAUGAUGAUUUGGAAUCUGAAGUAACAGAUGAAUGUGGAAGAUUUGGAGUUGUAAAUCGAGUUAUUAUUUAUCAAGAACGGCAGUCCGAAGAUGAUGAUGCUGAAAUAGUUGUAAAAAUAUUUGUUGAAUUCAGUUUACCAUCUGAGGCCUGUAAAGCACGAGAUGCUUUGAAUGGACGUUUUUUUGGGGGACGAAUAGUUAAAGCUGAACUAUAUGAUCAGACAUUGUAUGAAGCCAAUGAUUUAUCUGGGUGAUAGAUUUGUAUAUAUUUAUGUACUUAGUUUUAAUCAGAUGAAAACUUUGAAACUAAAAAUCGCAAGUGGAGCAUCUGAAUGUCAAAGGAUAUUAGUUUGUAUAUAUCAUUCCGUUUUGUGUAUGAUUUUUAUUAUCAUGUGAUUCCUUUCAAGUAAUAUUAAUGUUUGGCAAGUCAACAAAUUUACAUAUUUCUCAUUUUACUUUUACUUUAACAGUGCUCUGUAUGAAUUUAUAAUGCUUUGGAAAGAAAAUACAGAUUUGUAAUUUGCAUUUAAUUGUCACAAUCGACCACAGUCAUUGGUAUAUUCGCGUGCAACAUAUUGGCAAGCAAUUAAUUACGUAAAUGAGAAGCCUGGUAAUAAUGAGGAGCUUGCCAAACUUAAGAUUGCAGUUAUUCUUUGUCUGGUAUAAUUUUUAAGAAAAUUCAGUAAAGUAAUUAUUAACAUUCAAUUUUAGAAACUUACUAUUUUUUUAGAAUCAUUUCAUGGUUGUUUUACUAUUUCAUUAUAAAUCUGUGGCUCUACUAGUGGAAAGAAAUUUUGCUUCCCUGUUUCAGUCUUCUUUCAAUAUGAAAAUUGUAAAUUUUUGUGCUUGUUGUAAUGCUGAAACCACAGCUUUUAAAGCCAGGUAUCUCAGUAACGUAAUGAAUUGCUUGCUUGCAUGCGAAAAUUAUCUUUGGCUGUGGUCGAUUGUGAUACAGUGGUUUCAGCAUACUAAGCACUCGUCCCAGGUGUUCUCUUUGUAAAUACCAUAGCUUAUAAAUGAAAUUAUCAUCAUUCAUUAAUGAAAAAAACUGGGAAAUUAAUUUUAAGAGUGGCCUUUGUGUAUGAGGAAAAUUCUGCAAUUUGCCAAAUGGGGGUGGCAGGUUACAUAGAGUGGGGACAGCUUACAAAUAGAAAGACCGUUAAUGUUUUAAGUUUUGACUUCAGUGAAGUCUAAUGCUGGCAGUUCAUAACUAAAAAAAUAGCCCUUUUUAUGUAAUAUUGAAAAUUUUGAUGCACUAUUCAAAACUAAACCUUCUGCUUUUCCUAAAAUUAAAAUUAUAAUUUUUUUAAUGUUGAAAUUUUAUUACUUUUCUAAGUUUACUUUGAGCUUUUGAAAGACAUUGGUUUUAAUUUUCCUUUGUGUAUUAUGUAUACUUAAGUGUGUAUUAUGAUUUCAAGAUUUGUAUUCUUAGAAUUCACAGAAAUUAUCUAUUAAUUGUCACUAAGAUGAUCUGAAUGCUUAUUUUAUGUAAAAUUAUCAAAAAUUCAAAACUAUCUUUUCGAAAUGGAUGAUCUGACGUGUAGUUGAUAUACACAUAACUUUGAAUUCCAUUUCGGUUUCUGAUUAUUUUACAGUUAACUAACUUAAUUAUCCAUAAUUCUUCCACGUUUAUGAUUAGAGAAUUUACUGAAAUAUUACACAUUUACCUGUAACUUGUGCGUCGUUCUCUACAAUUGUUAUCAAUCAUUUUACCUAUGCAUCAAAGACAUAUCGUUGGCAGAGAAAAUGACAGAAAAUUACCUCUGCAAUAUGUAAAAAAAAAAAAAAAUAUGUGUAUGCAAUAAAACUAAAUGUUCCUGCUUUGUGUAUGGACGGCCAGACCAUGAUGCUUGUAUAAAUUAUUGUAUAUAAACAUGUUUCUAUUUCUUGUUUCAUUGUGACUGCCCAUUGUUUGUGUCCUUUCUAUUAUUUUGGGCUUUAAAUAAAUGUGUUUUAUGUUUUC
Stegodyphus dumicola is the source of this 3230-nucleotide messenger RNA. It is a transcript of the gene hfp, whose product is annotated as Poly(U)-binding-splicing factor hfp. Gene Ontology annotation, molecular function: RNA binding. Lineage: Eukaryota; Metazoa; Arthropoda; Arachnida; Araneae; Eresidae. Gene Ontology annotation, cellular component: precatalytic spliceosome; catalytic step 2 spliceosome. Gene Ontology annotation, biological process: mRNA splice site recognition; regulation of alternative mRNA splicing, via spliceosome; alternative mRNA splicing, via spliceosome. The record is from RefSeq and is a predicted model, not a curated record.